Molecule: messenger RNA, 17451 nt
Organism: Coregonus sp. 'balchen'
Lineage: Eukaryota; Metazoa; Chordata; Actinopteri; Salmoniformes; Salmonidae
Source: the annotation of a GenBank genome assembly
AUGACAGCUGACAUUCGGGUGUGAGUGAGUUAGGCCUCAUUCCUAAGUGUGGUGUGAUGCGCUUAUAGGAGAUAUGUGAUUUGUAAGGGGUCCUCUGCGAGUCCUGACACACACACACACACACUCAACCCCCAAACCCCACACACCCCGUCUGAUCUCACCCAGGCUGAUUGACAUAGCCCGUAAACUGGAUAAGAUGGAGCGCCAUGGCUACUCCUCUGAGACCUACUCCAAGAUGGGAGACCUGCAGGCCCUGGUGCAGCUGCAAGUGGAGGCACAACACUGGACCAGGUCAGUCAGAACCAUUCACAUUCACAUUAUGGUCCUUCCACCUGUUGGACAUAGCUACAGUAUUCUAUCUUACUUGGCUAAUCAGGAAGUAUACCUCAUAGGUCCCACCCAGAACACAGAAAAUGACACUGCAUAUUUACUGGAACGAGAAACUUAAACGAUGUUCUAUUUAAACCAGAGCAACGUUUCCAGCCAAGCCAGAGAUUUCCUCUGAAUCCCUGCCUACAUUAUGACUACAAUGUGAGAAGCACCCAACAGUCCAAAGCAAUAAAGAGCCUUAGCUAAGCUAUCCCCAUCAGAGCAGCUCAUACUACAGAGACAUGAAGAAAAUACUACAUUUCCUAAAUCCAUCUCUAAUGUUUAAUCGAUUACAGGUGGUACUGAGAGCAAACUGGCGAUUUCCACAGUGAAACAGAGAGAAUGCCAAAAAACUAGAACCUUAUAUCACAUUCAUAUUGAAUGAAUUUCGCAUGGCGUUAGCAGUUAUGUUUUAUAUACUUUUCUGGGGGAGGUGGACAAUGAGAGAGGACAGAACACAGCCUACAGUACAGUAUGAAUGGGCCAUAUGGAUGCUAUUCACUGCACUGCUAUUUAGCCUGCUUAGACUCAGAGGCUGAUUGGACUGGGCAGAAGAGGGUUUUUACAUUACUGUGACACACAGUUACACAUUUUAAGAGGAGUGUACUUAAUGAAAUUCUUGCUAUGGGACAUUUAGGUUAAUCAGUCAACAUGACAGGCAGGUAUGCCUUCAUAGGCUACUAUCACACUAUUCUACUACAGACAACACCCGGUGCACACCAAUUGACCAUGACUAAUAAUCAGUCUAAUAUGCUUACCCUAAUAUAUCACAUUAGUAAUGAGAUGUAUUAAUGUUUUGGAAAGAUUAAGUAGUGUGUCUGUGUUUUAAAGCCUGUUUUACUAAUUAUUUACAAUUGUAGGCCAAUUUCCCCAGGAAUAUUGCAUCAUAAAUACACACGAUAUUACAAGUAUUUAAAAAAAAAAGUAUUUAGUCAGCCACCAAUUGAGCAAGUUCUCCCACUUAAAAAGAUGAGAGAGGCCUGUAAUUUUCAUCAUAGGUACACGUCAACUAUGACAGACAAAAUGAGAAUAAAAAAUCCAGAAAAUCACAUUGUAGGAUUUUUAAUGAAUUUAUUUGCAAAUUAUGGUGGAAAAUAAGUAUUUGGUCAAUAACAAAAGUUUCUCAAUACUUUGUUAUAUACCCUUUGUUGGCAAUGACGCAGGUCAAACGUUUUCUGUAAGUCUUCAGAAGGUUUUCACACACUGUUGCUGGUAUUUUGGCCCAUUCCUCCAUGCAGAUCUCCUCUAGAGCAGUGAUGUUUUGGGGCUGUCGCUGGGCAACACAGACUUUCAACUCCCUCCAAAGAUUUUCUAUGGGGUUGAGAUCUGGAGACUGGCUAGGCCACUCAAGGACCUUGAAAUGCUUCUUACGAAGUCACUCCUUCGUUGCCCGGGCGGUGUGUUUGGGAUCAUUGUCAUGCUGAAAGACCCAGCCACGUUUCAUCUUCAAUGCCCUUGCUGAUGGAAGGAGGUUUUCACUCAAAAUCUCACGAUACAUGGCCCCAUUCAUUCUUUCCUUUACAUGGAUCAGUCGUCCUGGUCCCGCACUGCAGGAUUUGAGUCCUUGGCGGUGUAGUGUGUUACUGAUGGUGGGCUUUGUUACUUUGGUCCCAGCUCUCUGCAGGUCAUUCACUAGGUCCCCCCGUGUGGUUCUGGGAUUUUUGCUCACUGUUCUUGUGAUCAUUUUGACCCCACAGGGUGAGAUCUUGCGUGGAGCCCCAGAUCGAGGGAGAUUAUCAGUGGUCUUGUAUGUCUUCCAUUUCCUAAUAAUUGCUCCCAAGCUGCUUACCUAUUGCAGAUUCAGUCUUCCUAGCCUGGUGCAGGUCUACAAUUUUGUUUCUGGUGUCCUUUGACAGCUCUUUGGUCUUGGCCAUAGUGGAGUUUGGAGUGUGACUGUUUGAGGUUGUGGACAGGUGUCUUUUAUACUGAUAAAAAGUUCAAACAGGUGCCAUUAAUACAGGUAACGAGUGGAGGACAGAGGAGCCUCUUAAAGAAGAAGUUACAGGUCUGUGAGAGCCAGAAAUCUUGCUUGUUUGUAGGUGACCAAAUACUUAUUUUCCACCAUAAUUUGCAAAUAAAUUCAUUAAAAAUCCAACAAUGUGAUUUUCUGGAUUUUUUUUCUCAAUUUGUCUGUCAUAAUUGACGUGUACCUAUGAUGAAAAUUACAGGCCUCUCUCAUCUUUUUAAGUGGGAGAACUUGCACAAUUGGUGGCUGACUAAAUACUUUUUUUCCCCACUGUAUGUCAGAUAUGUGAUCGAAGUGUAUGAAUGUAAAUAAUAAAUGUGUUGUAUCUGCUAUGUUACUUAACGAUGAUAGCUCCUUGAAUCUCUCAAUCAAUCAGAGACGAUUACUGCUGGCAGGCAACCCUGCCGCAAAAAAAGAUGUUGGGUCUUAGAUGGCAGUCAUCCCACUCUCUCCCAAUUCACCAGUGGAUACAGUUACUAUUAGAAGUUAUAACAUUAGAAUUAUCGACAGCGAGAAUGAAUGGUGCUAGUCAAAGAACAAUUGAGGCAUGGACCAUUACACUCUGUAAAGAAUAAUCUCAGCUAAAGCCCAACACAUACAAAUAAACAAUCUAUACUGAACAAAAAAUAUGAACGCAACAUGCAACAAUUUCAAAGAUUUUGCUAAGUUACAGUUCAUAUAAGGAAAUCAGUCAAUACAAAUAAAUGCAUUAGGCCCUAAUCUAUGGAUUUCACAUGACUGGGAAUACAGAUAUGCAUCUGUUGAUCACAGAUACUGAACUUUAAAAAAAGAAGGUAAAGGCGUGGAUCAGAAAACCAGUCAGUAUCUGGUGUGACCACCAUUUGCCUCAUGUAGCGCUACACAUCUCCUUCGCAUAGAGUUGAUCAGGCUGCUGAUUGUGGCCUGUGGAAUGUUGUCCCACUCCUCUUCAAUGGCUGUGCGAAGUUGCUGGAUAUUGGCGUGAAAUGGAGCACACUGUCGGACACUUCGAUCCAUAACAUCCCAAACAUGCUCAAUGGGUGAUCAUUCUGGCGAGUAUGCAGGCCAUGGAAGAACUGGGACAUUUUCAGCUUCCAGGAAUUGUGUACAGAUCCUUGCGACAUGGGGCCGUGCAUUAUCAUGCUGAAACUUGAGCUGAUGGCGGCAGAUGAUUGGCACGACAAUGGGCCUCAGGAUCUCGUCACGGAAUCUCUGUGCAUUCAAAUUGCCAUUGAUAAAAUGCAAUGGUGUUCGUUGUCCGUAGCUUAUGCCUGCCCAUACCAUAACCCCACCGCCACCAUGGGGCACUCUGUUCAUAACGUUGACAUCAGCAAACCGCUCGCCCAUACGACGCUAUACACGUGGUCUGCGGUUGUGAGGCCGGUUUGACGUACUGCCAAAUUCUCUAAAACAACAUUGGAGGCGGCUUAGGAUAUAGAAAUUACCAUUAAAUUCUCUGGCAACAGCUCUGGUGGACAUUCCUAUAAUCAGCAUGCCAAUUGCACACUCCCUCAACUUGAAACAUCUGUGGCAUUGUGUUGUGUGACAAAACUGCACAUUUUAGAGUGGCCUUUUAUUGGCCCCAUCACAAGGUGCACCUGUGUAAUGAUCAUGCUGUUUAAUCAGCUUCUUGAUAUGAUAGACUUGUCAGGUGGAUGGAUUAUCUUGGCAAAGGAGAAAUGCUCUCUAACAGGGACGUAAACAAAUUUGUUGCCAAAAUUUGAGCGAAAAAACCUUUACAUGUUGCGUUUAUAUUUUUGUUUAGUGUAUAAAGCCCAACACAUACAUACACUACUGGUCAAAAGUUUUAGAACACCUACUCAUUCAAGGGUUUUUCUUUAUUUUUACUAUUUUCUACAUUGUAGAAUAAUAGUGAAGACAUCAAAACUAUGAAAUAACACAUAUGGAAUCAUGUAGUAACCAAAAAAAUGUUAAACAAAUCAAAAUAUAUUUUAUAUUUGAGAUUCUUCAAAUAGCCACCCUUAGCCUUGAUGACAGCUUUGCACACGGAGGUUCACCUUCCAGCAGGACAAUGACCCUAAGCAUGCUGCUAAAGCAACACUCGAGUGGUUUAAGAGGAAACAUAGAAAUGUCUUGGAAUGGCCUAGUCAAAGCCCAGACCUCCAUCCAAUUGAGAAUCUGUGGUAUGACUUAAAGAUCGCUGUACACCAGCGGAACCCAUCCAACUUGAAGGAGCUGGAGCAGUUUUGCCUUGAAGAAUGGCAAAAAUCCCAGUGGCUAGAUGUGCCAAGCUUAUAGAGACAUACCCCAAGAGACUUGCAGCUGUAAUUGCUGCAAAAGAUGGCUCUACAAAGUAUUGACUUUGGGGGGGGGAGAAUAGCUACGCACGCUCAAGUUUAGUUUUUUUGUCUUAUUUCUUGCUUGUUUCACCCCAAAAAAUAUUUUGCAUCUUCAAAGUGGUAGGCAUAUUGUGUAAAUCAAAUGAUACAAACCCCCCAAAAAUCCACUUUAAUUCCAGGUUGUAAGGCAACAAAAUAGGAAAAAUGCCAAGGGGGUUGAAAAAAAAAAUAUAUAUAUAUAUACCUAUUUUCAUAUUAUUUACUUUAUUUGCUUUCAGGCCCACAGGGAAGGGGUGGUAUGGGGAGGGUUUUUCUCUGGUCACAAGGAGAGGGGGCGGGGGGGGUGGAUCUAUGUACUUUUUGAAGAUUAUCUGUGAUCGAACCCUUCUUCCCCUCUCUCCUAGGCUUUCUCUCUGUUGAAGAAACAUGCCCAGUUUAAAGAUGACGUCUUUGUGCCCUACGCUCAGUGGCUGGCUGAGAACAACCUUUUUGAAGACGGAACAGAAAGUUAUAUGUUACAGGAGCUCAAUGUUUGAUGUUCCCAAAUGUUAUAGUAACUUUGCCAAGACCAUGUCAGUUGAAACUUCUUUGCACUAGUUUUUUUGAAAAAUCUCAUUUUGUGCACCUAACAUUGAGCAGACAUAUCUGGAAUCAUUCUGGAAUCAGAACUAUAUCAACGUAUCACAGAAUACCACAGAUGGCUAGAAGGCAAUGUCAGUUCCCAACAUGGGGUACAUGUGGAAACCAUAUAAAGUUUGGCCUGUGUUGAUAUAACCAAGUUGUUUUUACUACUUCCUCUGCACUGCUCUCUCUGUUCACUGUAAAACAUGAUCCACUGCUAGACAGAGCAAGUCCUGACUGCUAACAGUAUUACAUGCCAUGCAUGAUUCCAAUCAGCACUACAACAAGAAUUCCUAAUGAUGAGCUGUAAGAACUAUAAUCACCACAUCAAUUUCUAAUUAGGAUCCCUGCAUGCAUAUUUAUGUACUGUACUGUAUCCAAUCGAUCUUGCACAAUAUCCUUCUCUGUGUCUUGCUGUGGAGUAUAUAGUUGAACAGGCCUGGUUGUGUUUCAGUCUGGCAGUAAUCUGGUGUUGUGCUGCCUGUAUUGUGUUUUAGUAAUGGUGUAUUGCGUUACCACCACAGUGAUUGUAAUAGACUUUAGGCCCCUGUAGUCUCGAAGCCUGGUAGUUCCUCACCUUGCAAGGCUGACUGGCGACUGUAACUCCUCACAAACUCAAACGUGUGGUGUAACCGUAACUGGGCUUGAGCUACAUCACAGAGUUAUGUGGGCCCAGACCACAGCCCAUGUUAAUCAUUGUUAGCGUAGUGUGUUUGGGGGAGUGUAUGUGGUUUGUGUGUGUGUGUGUGUGUGUGUGUGUGUGUGUGUGUCUGUAUAGUGUUCCUGUCCUUACACUAAGCAGCAGCAGCUGACUGUGGUUUUAUCCGCCUGGCUGCACUGGUAAAUAUUAGCCACUAAUAAGUCCUGACCUCCUGUACAUCUAGCAGGACAGACAGGGUCACCCGAGGGAAUGUCUCCCUGAAGCUGUCUUUAAUUAGCCACAGAUAGCAACAUGAAGAAUUUGACAUAUGUUUACUGGCACUCUGCUUGCUAAGUGCCAUGCUGUUUGACAUUUGGGAGUGGGUUCGUUUAAGAAGACGUCUGUUUGUAGUUAGUGAAAAUAUUGUCUCGUAUACGUUAAGUACAAAUUGCCCCUGGCGUGUAGCGAGAGAGAGUGUGUGUGUGUGAUGCUGUUAAACUCUGGCAGCCUGAGAAUGAGACAGAGUAAUGGGAAAGGGGUUGGCUCCUAUAAGGUUGAAUCUCAAGUAGAUUUCUUAGACAUGUGUCACGAAUACAGCCAAGGCUGCCCCUCCUCCUUGCUCGGGCAGGCUUCGGCGUUCGUCGUCACCGGAGUACUAGCUGCCACCGAUCGAUGUUUCUGUGUUACACUAGUCUUGUCUUUAUUAUUCACACCUGUUACUCAUUAUGCUUAUUUGUUUCCCUAUAAUUACCUCUGUUUUCCCUCCUGAGUUUGUGCGUGAUUGUCCGUUGUUUUACGUCGUUUGGUGAGCUGUUGUUCUGCUCUUCCCUGCGUGGAGGGUUUGUUAUGGUUUCCUUUUGUUUAGUAAAUCCAUUCAUUUCUCAGUUCUGUGUCCUGCGCCUGAUUUCGUUUCACCACUUCACCCAGACGUUAACAACAUGUCAAAGCAUAUCUCUGUUGAUGCAAUAGAAGCAGUGUUAAGGGCUGUCCAGACAGGAAGAAUUGGGGCGGAGCGGAGUUCGUCAAAAUAGACCAGAUUCAUAUUUUCUCCACCUCUGCUUUCACGUGCACGAGCACCACCAAUCACUCCGCCUGGAUAGAAUUCCGCCCCCUGACUAGCUCCAUCGUAAAUGGGCAACUGCCGCCGCUUCGUGUCCUGAACUCAGCGAAAUGACGUCGCCACGAGCAGCACUGGAGAUAUUGAGAUGAGCGAGAUGCAACACUUCACUCUCACAGUCACACAGUAUCUGUGCAUGUGCACAGGUUCGCUUCACGCUGUGGACAGUGUAGUAGCCAGGGGACCAAAACAACGGAGAAGUUGAGCCCUGCGCUUCAACGCUCUUAGUUGUUUGCGGAAAUUGACCCACUAUGCUGUUUACUUUCUGCAUUUACGUCAUAAGUCUACCUUUAAGCGCCACUCAAGCUCGCUCUUCCUCCUCCAUCGCUACAAUUAAGUCUCUUCACUUCCUUCUCUCUUCCCCCCACAGGGUUCCACAAGGCGGGCCGACAGAGCGAUGCUGUGAAGCAGCUGUGUUGGAGCAGCUUACCCACAAUGCCGUGGUGGUGAACAGGUUUAAUGAGUCUACACAACCCUUGCAGUCUUCACAUUUCUUAAAAUGACAUUUAAAAAGGGAGGGGGGGGGGAAGGGUUAGGAGAGGAAGGAGUAGAUGCUGAAGAAGUUCAAGCGUUUCCAGCACCUGGCUAAGCUCUACCAUGUUUACCACUCUAUACAGCGUUACACAAUAAGAUGCUCACCAUGCCUGAAGAUAGGGACAGAGUAGAGCCCAGGAAGCAUAGUUAAGAGUACGUUUAGGUUGAGUUAAGAAAAGUUAAGAAUAGGCAGGGUUGAGAAUGGUAGCCUACAGUAAGGCCAGACAGAAACUGUGGAGACUAAAUUCCCUUCAGUCCCUUAGUUGAAAUGCUUUUGGAAUCCGUUCCAAUUCAGCAAGAUACUGCUACAAAGCAUAAAUAGGUUAGAUAUACAGAGCAAAGCUAUCAAUGAGAGAACAUUCCUGGAGAUUCUGUCGACAACAGCCCCAAUGACCAUAGCUACAACCCAACUCAUGUCAACCACGGUGUCAACUCUCUGAACCCACUAUGACCUCUGUUUCUAUAGUAACCAGUUAAUUAAUUGAUCAUUAAUCAUGAUAACCCCUCGCACCUUCUAUAGUAAACAGUUCAUUAAAUUAUAAUUACUCAUGAUAACCCCUCCCACCAGCAGCCCCCCUAGAGGCCCUCGGCAGUGCCUGGUUAUAAACAAGGUACACUAUAUAUACAAAAGUACGUGGGACACCCCUUCAAAUUAGUGGUUUCGGCUGACAGGUGUAUAAAAUUAAGCACACAGCCAUGCAAUCUCCAUAGACAAACAUUGGCAGUAGAAUGGCCUUACUGAAGAGCUCAGUGACUUUCAACGUGGCACCGUCAUAGGAUGCCACCUUUCCAACAAGUCAGAUCGUCAAAUUUUUGCCCUGCUAGAGCUGCCCCGGUCAACUUUACGUUCUGUUAUUGUGAAGUGGAAACGUCUAGGAGCAACAAUGGCUCAGCCGCGAAGUGGUAAGCCACAGAAGCUCACAGAACGGGACCGCUGAGUGCUGAAGCGCGUAAAAAUCGCCUGUCCGCAACUGCAACACUCACUACGGAGUUCCAAACUGCCUCUGGAAGCAACGCCAGCACAAGAACUGUUCAUCGGGAGCUUCAUGAAAUGGGUUUCCAUGGCCAAGCAGCCGCACACAAGCCUAAGAUCACCAUGCGCAAUGCCAAGCGUCGGCUAGAGUGGUGUAAAGCUCACCGCCAUUGGACUCUGGAGCAGUGGAAACGCGUUCUCUGGAAUGAUGAAUCACGCUUCACCAUCUGACAGUCUGACGGAUGAAUCUGGGUUUGGCGGAUGCCAGGAGAACGCUACCUGCCCGAAUGCAUAGUGCCAAAUGUGCAAAUGAUAGUGGAGUUUGGUGGAGAAGGAAUAAUGGUCUGGGGCUGUUUUUCAUGGUUCGGGCUAGGCCACUUAGUUCCAGUGAAGGGAAAUCUCAACACUACAGCAUACAAUGACAUUUUAGCCGAUUCUGUGCUUCCAACUUUGUGGCAACAGUUUGGGGAAGGCCCUUUCCUGUUUCAGCAUGACAAUGCCCCCAUGCACAAAGCGAGGUCCACACAUAAAUGGUUUGUCGAGAUUGUUGUGGAAGAACUUGACUGGCCUGCACAGAGCCCUGACCUCAACCCCAUCGAACAUCUUUGGGAUUAAUUGGAAACCGACUGCAAGCCAGGCCUAAUCACCCAACAUCAGUGCCCAACUUCACUAAUGCUCGUGGCUGAAUGGAAGCAAGUCGCCGCAGCAAUGUUCCAACAUCUAAAGGAAAGCCUUCCCAGAAGAGUGGAGGCUGUUGUAGCAGCAAAGGAGGGACCAACUCCAUAUUAAUGCCCAUGAUUUUGGAGAUGUUCGACGUGCAGGUGUCCACAUACUUUUGGUAAUGUAGUGUAUGUCUGGUUAUAAGCACCCUGUCUCUUUACAUUUACAUUUUAGUCAUUUAGCAGACGCUCUUAUAAAGUGCGACUUACAGUUAGUGAGUGCAUACAUUUUCAUAGGUUGGUAUGCAGUGGCUGCACUACCCCUGGCCUAUGUCAGUGUGCUCUCUCUCGGUUUGUUUUUAUAGUACUCUACCCUGGUCACACCCCUGAAGUGAGGAACCCCUGUGAUUGAGUCCAGAGCAGGAACCUUAUAUAUCUCACUUUAACUCUCCCAGGCACAGGGCUAUGCUGAGCCAUCAAUCACUGUGGGAGCUAGCUGGCGCUAUACGCUAACGAACACUCCCUGCCUCUUAACCUAGCCCAUGUGAGCGAAGUGCUCUGUGCUGUGAAGGGAGGAUGUGGCGCAGCUCAGGCUAUUCUUUAUCUUCAGACUAGUGUUUAAGAGAGAGGAAGAGGGAGGAAGAGAGGGGGAGGGACAGAGACAGAGUCAUUGUGCCUCUGUGUCCUUACAGAGGUGCCCAAAGAUGUGUGUGUCUGAUGGAUGUUGUGUGCCUUCUGUUUCUCUCUCUCUGUCUCUCUCUGUCCUCUUUCCCCGCCGCCCAUCCUUACAUUUUAGUCAUUUUAUCCAUAGCAACUUACAGUUAGUGCAUUCAUCUUAAGAAAGCUAGGUGGGAUAACCACAUAUCAAAUGCAUAGUAAGUACACUUUUCCUCAAUAAAGUAGCUAUCAGCAAAGUCAGUGCUAGAAAGGGUGGGGAUUUUUUUUUAGAUGCUCUUUGAAGAGGUAGGGUUUCAGGUGCUUUCGGAAGAUGGCCAGGGACUCUGCUGUCCUAGCUUCAGGGGGAAGCUGGUUCCACCAUUGGGGUGCCAGGACAGAGAAGAGUUUGGACUAGGCUGAGCGGGAUCUGCCCUCCUGUAUGGGUGGGAGGGCCAAGAGACCAGAGGUGGCAGAACGGAGUGCUCGGGUUGGGGUGUAGGGUUUGAGCAUAGCCUGAAGGUAGUUCCUCUUGCUGCUUUGUAGGCAAGCAUCAUGGUCUUGUAGUGGAUGCGAGCUUCGACUGGAAGCCAGUGGAGUGUUCGGAGGAGCGGGGUGACAUGGGAGAACUUGGGAAGGUUGAAAACCAGGGGGGCUGCAGUGUUCUGGAUAAGUUGAAGGGGCUUGAUGGGGCGAGUUGCAGUAGUCCAGAUGGGAGAUGACAAGUGGCUGGAUUAGGACCUGUGCCGCUUCCUGUGUGAGUUAGGGUCGUACUCUACGGAUGUUGUAGAGCAUGACCUGCAGGUCAUGCUCUACAAGGUUCUUUGCACUCUGAGAGGGAGACACUGUAGUUGUCAAUCAUGAUGGAGAGGUCUUUGAGCAGGCUGGCCUUCCCCGGGAGGAAGAGUAGCUCCGUUUUGUCGAGGUUCCUGCUACCUUUCCCUCCCUCUAUUUCCCUCCUCUCUCUCUUUCGGUCUCUCCAGGAUGAGCCCUUCAGCUCCCAUAUGCCUGAGACGCUCUUUAACAUUUCCAGGUACCUCACCAAGGACGUACCACUGGGCAUCUCCAAAGUGUAUCCUUCCAAUGUGGCGACUACUUCUAUUAUGUUGCAACGGUCUAAAGCAGCCAAAUCCAUGUGUCCAAUGUCACCUUUAAAUGUUUUAUUUUAGUUGAUACACUUUAUAGGCUGAGAGAGGGAGAAGGUAAAGUAGAAAAUAGUCGAAAAAAGAGAGCUAGUGUUGGUGCCAGUGAGCAAACAGAGUAGAGGAAACAGCCCAGUGCAGCCAAGUGAAAUAGAAGGGAGAUGGGUAGGAAGAGAAGACGCCAGGAAGAGGCACAUCCUCACUAACCAAAACAAACCCAGUGAUUACCACACACACACACACACACACACACACACACACACACACACACACACACACACACACACACACACACUUACUGUUAGAAAGGGGUAGAAGCACAGGGAAGGAAAUCCAGGAAAUGGGUCUCUGCAGCUGGAAUCAUCUCCUCCUCUCUGGCAACAUGGUGCCGCUUGGAAAACUUUGAACUGGGAUUUAUGAGCUUAGCGGGUUCUGGACGGAAUAACACAGCACAAUGUCAUGGAAAGCACUGCUAAACAACACACAACAGGAGGAGAUACGUUUAUUAACAAUACCAAUAUUGAGGCUGGGACAGAGGAGAGGAGAUGAGAGCUGUUGGAGCUAAAUUAAUGUCAGUUAUAGGGCUUCUGCAGCUGCAAGUCAAUGACCUAGUGUUGCCUUUCUCAGAGGCCCCUCAGCGCACAACAAUCUUCAUCCAUACAAAUACAAACAGGCAGCAAUUUCCUCUGCUCAAACACACACACACACACAAGGAUGAAUACACAAACGCUUACACACAAGUAUACAUUCCUCUACUUACACCACUUUUAAACAAAAGGCCAAGGUAGUUAUUUUAGAGAGGAUCAGUGCAUCCAUCACAGAGCCAAACGUAGUAUUGACUGGGACUUGUAGUUGCUGGCAACAAUGGCUAUGUUUAGCAUACAUACACAGCUCUGAUGAGUGUAUGUACUAUCAAUCGUGUGCCCAUUUCUGUCUCCGAUGUACAGUUCCUGUUCUGGAGUUGGAAGAAGUUUCCAGUAGGCACUGAUCUAAGUUCAGUUUGGCAUUUCCUAGACUAAUAGUUAGGAUAUAAUUUGAAGAGGGUAAGCUGACCCCAGAUCUGUGGCUAAGGGCAAUUUCUACCUGUAGCACCUUGUUGUCCUUGAUGGUGGGUCUCAGUGACACUCUGUAUGCGUUGGCUAAGCACAACCCUGGGAGCAUUUGAGCUGGUCAGACAUGCCUAUGAGAAGCUCCAGGACCUCCACGUUCCCUCUCGCUUCUAGGAGACCAUGAAUCUGGGCAGCCUUACCGUCUUCUCCAAACCAUACCACGAAAACCAGGUGUGUGUGUUUUUGCAUGCGUGCGUACCAGGGUUUCUGUUAGGAAAAUGUGGCGCCGGACAACGUGACCAGGAAGAUUUUAAUUUACCGGCCAUUUGAGAAAUUUACCGGACCCAUAUGCAUUGGGGUGCAUAACUCAUUAGGGCAUCCACCCACGGUGCUCAGAUUGAUAGAAAUCACAUUUAGGUUAUGGUAAUGCAUCUUAACAGAACAUGCAACUCAUGUAAUGAAGCAGCCAAUAAAACAUUAUUGUAAUUUAUUUUGCCAAAAUGCAAUUCGCGGGAAAACACCCUUCUGCGCAAAUAUAGCGGUUCCAAAUGUGACAGAGAUUAAAAUCUCUGUUAGAAACUUAGAGAGAGGGGGGAUCUAAAGAUGCAACAACUAGGAUGGGUUGCAGAUACUGUAUGACUAGGAUUGUGCCUUUCGCUUCUGGACAAUUAGAUAAAGUCGAUAUGAAAACCAAUAGAACAGGAGAGAAAUGGCAAAGCGGUGGGUCCAAAAGGGAAGUAUACUGAACAAAAAUAUAAAUGCAACAUGCAACAAUUUCCAAGAUUUUACUGAGUUACAUUUUCAGCUUCCAGGAAUUGUGUACAGAUCCUUGCGACAUGGGGCUGUGCAUUAUCACGCUGAAACACGAGGGGAUGGCGGCGGAUGAAUGGCACGACAAUGGGCCUCAGGAUCUCGCCACGGUAUCUCUGUGCAUUCAAAUUGCCAUCGAUGAAAUGCAGUUGUGUUUAUUGUCCUUAGCUUAUGCCUGCCCCUACCAUAACCCCACCACCACCAUGGGCCACUCUGUUCACAAGGUUGACAUCAGCAAACCGCUCACCCACACGACGCCAUACAUGUGGUCUGCGGUUGUGAGGCCGUUUGGAGGUACUGACAAAUUCUCAUAAACAACGUUGGAGGUGGCUUAUGGUAGAGAAAUUAACAUUCAAUUCUCUGGCAACAGCUCUGGUGGACAUUCCUGCAUUCAGCAUGCCAAUUGCACGCUCCCUCAAAACUUGAGACAUCUGUGGCAUUGUGUUGUGUGACAAAACUGCACAUUUUAGAGUGGCCUUUUAUUGUCCCCAGCACAAGGUGUGCCUGUGUAAUUUUCAUGCUGUUUAAUCAGCGUCUUGAUAUGCCACACCUGCCAGGUGGAUGGAUUAUCUUGGCAAAGGAGAAAUGCUCACUAAUAGGGAUGUAAACAAAUUUGCGCACACAAUUUGAGAAAAAUAAGCUUUUUGUGCGUAUGGAACAUUUUGGGGAUCUUUUAUUUCAGCUCAUGAAACAUGGGACCAACACUUUACAUGUUGCGUUUAUAUAUUUUUUCAGUGUAAAUGUACAUUUGCCAAAAUUAUAUAAUUACUCCUGUCUAUACAGAAAUACUUCACCAGAAAGCAUGACUUAGCCACAGAGGAAUCGAAGAUCAUUAGCUUCUUUAAAAAACUAGCUGUGGAUUGUUUCAAAUCACAAGCUCGUAUACCUAUUUGGGAAGUCCGCAAUUUGGGCAGCGUGUGUGGCAAUAGGCCUAGCUGGUUAUUGAAUUGUGGCUGUCAGUGAAAAGCAUAGAAAAUAUGAUGAUGAUGUUUCUUAAGUAUAAUUUAAAAUGUUGCGACAAGAAGGGGAGGGCUGUGUGGAGAAUAUAUAUGCGAGUCUCUCUCCAGAAUGGCUCAGCUGUCUCCCGCAUUCAUUGUGCGAAUUGUUUGCCCUUUGAUGUAAAAACAAAAAAUCCCCAUUACAUAUGUCACCAGUAGUAAAUGUACUGUUAAUCCCCGUCAUUUGGUUACAUACAUUUCUGUUAAUGCAUGUAUUAGUUGCAGUCAUUAACCAUUCUCAUUCUCAGAGUGAAAGCGUUGUUUGCAGAGUUCACAACCUGCUGCACUUUUGAGAAACAAGUUUUGGUUUAUUUCAUAACCAUUUAUUUGUAAAUGUUUUCAUUGUCUUUUGUUUGGAGUGCUCCAUGUGAGCAUUUUAGUCAUUUUGCAGACGCUUUUAUCCAGAGCGACUUACAAGAGUAAUUAGACAUUCAGUGCCUUGCUCAAGAGCACAUCGACAGAUUUUUCACCUAGUCUGCUCAGGGAUUCGCUCAACAACCUUUCAGUUGCUCAACAACCUUUCAGUUACUGGCUCAACGAUCUUACCCGCUAGGCUACCUGCCGCCCUAUGAGCAAUGGGCAUGUCUGGUUUCUCUGUCCUGAUAAUGUUGAGGGGUUGUGCGAACCUGAGCACUUAUAGAAGUACCUGGCCUGCUGUGCGGAAAUGUAGGAAAGUGUUGUUGUUUUUUUUUACAUCCAUUCCGAAUGAUAAUAUAUUAAAACUAUAGUUCCUCACAGUAAGCUAUUUGAAAAAUCUUUCCAACAAUCUCCCCCUCGAUAAUCACCAAUCCUCGGUGUGAAAGAUGGAAGUUAUAGACUUACUGCUGCAUUGGCCUAUAGGCUAUGAGUUCCAUGCGCUCAUUUCUUUAGCUGCCAAUGGGUCACGGUGUAUCAGUGUGCCAAUAUGGCAGAGGCUGGUGAUCUCGCUUUAGUUGACUUUGAACUUUUUAUGAUUAACCACGUGACAAUGAUUUUGAGAAACUAAAACGUUAUAAUUGAAAUGAAACUGUUCCAAGAAAAUGCGCAUAUGAAAAUCAUAACUUGCACGCAGAACGGUAGAAAUGGUAGGAUAAAUUGUAAACUUCCCCAAGCUUGAAACUAACGCACCGCCUAUGAAUUCUUAAUAAAAUAAUUGCCUCCACAUUUCCAUGGUCAGAUUUUGCCUAUAGGCUACUUUGAAGCAAGGUAAGACAUGUCUCAUAAUAUGAAAUAAAAGUUCAAGUUUCAAACAAUUAAGUAUGUUUUUAAAAUGCAUACUGCCUUCAGCUCACAUUGUAAAGUAGUGGGUGAAGCGCUGAUAUCCUGUUGCCUGUGCUUGAAUGGUGAAUGGGAGACGCGCUUCAAUUACCAGUUGAGAAAAAAAAAUAGUAGGUAUUUUUAAUCGUGCAACAAAACCAUUUUUAACACGCAAUUACAUUUAUAAUUGUUGCGCAAUGAAUGGACUUAUAAAAGCACAUGUUUUACUCCAGCAGCAACCAACUGAGGCGCUACUGGAGAAAUCACGCUCAAAAUAAGCUGUGUGCAUGUGAUAGUUUUGUUGGCUAAAUAAAAUACAUAAAUGAAAUACACACAGGCCAAUUUAAUUCCACUAAAUUAUGCAAAUUAACCUAUAGACCUUACAGGUAAUUGUCUGCGUGGGGUACAGAGAUCAGGUAGUCAUUCAACAAUCAUGUUAAACACUAUUAUUGCACACAGAGUGAAUCCAUGCAACUUAUUAUUUAACUUGUUAAGCACAUUUUUACUCCUGUACUUAGGCUUUCCAUAACAAAGGGGUUAAAUACUUAUUUACUCAAAACAUUUCAGCUUUAAAGGUUUUAUUAAUUUUGAAAAACAGAAUUCCAAUUUGACAUUAUGGGGUAUUGUGUGUAAGCCAGUGAGAAGAAAAUCUCAAUUUAAUCCAUUUUAGAUUCAGGCUGUAACACGACAAAAUGUGGAAAAAGUAAAGGGGUGUGAAUACUUUCUAGUGGAGUAGAAGUUCUAGUGGAGUGGGUAUCUUAUACGUUUGUGUAUAUUCACUAAGGUGUGUAUGUGUAUAACCCAGGACCUGAUCCCCAUGUAUUACCGCUGCUCAACCAACAACCCCUCGCUGAACAGCCAGGGCAGUGUGUGUAUCAACUGCAAACAGCCCUUCAUCUACACAGCAUCUUCAUACGGUAGGUUGACACCUGUCUCUUUGUAAAUGGAUGUUUGGUUCCAAGGUGUGUUAUUAAUGUGUCACUGUGCUGUACUGUAAAGGUCCUAGCUCUGGUGCAGUUCUACCUGGACGAGGGUAUUGGUGAUGAGGAGGCUGUGUCUGUCAUUGACCUGGAGGUCCCUCGCAUUGAGGGUAUCCUUUACCUUAUGCAGUGUACACCACUAAAAUCAACACAUUUCUCACGACCAGUUUUAGCUAAUGGGAAUAAUCUGUAUGUUAAGGUUUUGUGCUCGUACACGUUUCCAUACAUACGCACAUUACAUACAGUAUGUGUCCGUGUCAGUGCUGAGGUGUGUUCUGAGAAGGUAGUAAUCCUAUUUCUUGGCACUGAUUCGGUUUCUGCCAAGCAGCAUAAGCUGCCAGGCCUAAGUCAUCUUAGCAGUGAGAGUUAAUAGGGUUAGAGAGGCUCUUCUCUCUCAGUUUAAUGACACUAACACCUCAGAGACCUCUCUGUCUGGGAUUAACCUGCCUGCCCCAAGGGCACAGAGGCCACAGCUUUACCUAGAAGCCGCAUGCUGACUAACUCACUGACUGACCUUUAGUAGCCUGUUCUCUCCAUCACUCUCACCGGCUGAGAUCUGAGGGCGAAAUGUUGUGCAUUUUAGUGUGUCUUGUUUUUUCCUCUGGCAUUAAAUGCUCAAAGUGGUGGCAUGGGUCUGUUAAUGGCAUAUGGCUUGAAUGUGUGUAAGAAAGCGGGGAGCAGAAGUAUUUUGAGGGAAUCCUUAACAGCGUCAGAAUCCCAGUCCCUGAAGCUGGAUGAUGGCACGGAAGACACAAAGGAGGACACCUUCAUGGCCAAACUCACCUUUGAGGUGAGGAGGGAGGGAGGGAGGGACAGAAAGAGGGAAGGAUAUGGGAUGUAAGGAGAGUGUAGGAGGGAGGGACAGAGCGAAGGGGUAAGGAGUUAGAGGGGGGUUAGAAAGGUGGAGGAGAGGGAGGGAGGAGAGGAAACUAACAGGAGAGUAUGAAUGAAAAGGUUCAGUAUGUGUAUAUCUGUGUGUUUUCCCUUUACAGCUGGGGGGGGGGGUCUGACUUUGUCCCGGUGGUGGUGAGUCGCUCUAUGCUGAGGUCUAUGAGCAGCAGGGAUGUCCUGAUCAAGCCCUGGCCUAAACCCCUUCAGUGAGAGUUCCACUGCUCCUUACUGCCUGCUGUCAGCAUCACUAUGUGCCCCUCCUGCUUCCAGAUACCCAAUUAUAAACAAAAUGGCUUCAGAGAAAAUGUUGCUAGUGGCAGUGCUAGAUGUUGUGUUGCUGGCCUCCUCGCCCUUCCUUAGAGAGACUAUCUAUGGGAAUACCUGCUCUGCCCAGUGCUGUGUUCUCUGACCCAUGCUUCCUGUCUUCUCUGGUGUGUUCCCUCUAGAUGUUCCGCAGUGAGGACUAUGAGCUGCUGGUGCUUCAGCACAACUGCUGUCUCUACUGCCGACGGCCCAUCGAUGAACCCAACUGA